Messenger RNA from Lagenorhynchus albirostris (white-beaked dolphin), 997 nucleotides. RefSeq names its product ATP synthase c subunit lysine N-methyltransferase (gene ATPSCKMT). The record is from RefSeq and is a predicted model, not a curated record. The transcript has 5 exons. Gene Ontology annotation, cellular component: mitochondrion. Gene Ontology annotation, biological process: peptidyl-lysine trimethylation; positive regulation of proton-transporting ATP synthase activity, rotational mechanism; regulation of mitochondrial ATP synthesis coupled proton transport. Bases 141 to 803 code for a protein of 220 amino acids. Gene Ontology annotation, molecular function: protein-lysine N-methyltransferase activity. NCBI's taxonomy places the organism in Eukaryota, Metazoa, Chordata, Mammalia, Artiodactyla, Delphinidae.
UAAAAUUGACUAUUUCUUGACAGUGGUUCCCAACGAGGAGCUCAUUUACUUAGAGCAUUAUAUUCUCCCUCCUUCCCACCCCGGCUCCGAGGAGAUGGUAGAGUCCACUUCCUGUUUUUAAAACUACCGGGGAUCUCGCGAUGGAAGAAGGAGGGACACCCCCAGAAACACUUAAAGAAGAAAGGCAGUCAGGAUGUGUUCCAUCUACAAGUCUUGAGGGCAACAGUUUGAAGAAAAGCAAUUGGGGGUUCUUAUUUACUGGCAUUGUUGGGGGGACGCUGGUGGUCGUGUAUGCUGUGGUCACACCGUUUAUAACACCAGCCUUCCGAAGAAUCUGUUUGCCUUUUGUACCUGCAACUGCAAAGCAGAUUGAAAAUGUUGUGAAAAUGCUGCGAUGCAGGAGAGGAGCCCUGGUAGACAUCGGUAGUGGCGACGGACGUAUCGUAAUAGCAGCUGCAAAGGAAGGAUUCACAGCUGUGGGUUAUGAAUUAAACCCCUGGCUCGUCUGGUACUCCAGAUACUGCGCUCGGCGGGAAGGGGUGCAGGCAUCGGCCAAAUUUUACAUCUCAGACUUGUGGAAGGUCACUUUUUCACAGUACUCAAAUGUUGUUGUCUUUGGCGUGCCCCAGAUGAUGCUGCAGUUGGAGAAGAAGCUUGAGCUUGAACUUGAGGACGAGGCUAGAGUCAUUGCUUGCCGGUUCCCCUUCCCACACUGGACCCCGGCCCAGGUCACAGGGGAGGGGAUAGACACCGUGUGGGCCUACGAUGCCAGUUCUUUCAGGAGAAGUAAGAAAAGGCCCUGAAGAUCCGUGCAUUUCGAGUUGGUCAUUCAAAUAUAAACUUUAUCCAGAGAGUUUUCUGAAGUGUUGGGGGUCUUUGAUUUUAUAGAGACUUAAGGCUGUGUCUUCAGCAAAGAGGAUAUUUUUCCUUGUUAUGGAAUGAGAAAUUAUGAUUGCUUUCCUUAACUUUUGGAGAAAAUAAACAGAAGUUGAGAACA